Molecule: messenger RNA, 15828 nt
Organism: Mobula hypostoma (lesser devil ray)
Lineage: Eukaryota; Metazoa; Chordata; Chondrichthyes; Myliobatiformes; Myliobatidae
Exons: 30
Coding region: 268-14640 (4790 amino acids)
Molecular function (GO): protein binding
Source: RefSeq, a predicted model, not a curated record
CUGCGUUUGAGUGAGGGAAGCCUGCCCAGGACCGGUCCAGACAGCCCGCUUUCACCCUGCUCUUCUGGCCAAGUGCUCCCCUGAAAGCGUCGUCGCCUUUUGCUGGGUCCCCAUCCAUCGAUCCUUCCAGAGUCCCGCGUCGCGACAGUGACCGCCCUCCAAUGCUGUGUGAGGGUGGCGAGGAGCUGAAUCAUGUCAAAUCUCUGCUCCUUUUGCUCCCCCGCUGCAGCCACUGUGGAAUAUUGAUAACAGCUUGUGGCUGAGACCAUGGUGUGUCGUUCCCUGAACAGUGAUGGCCUGCCUCGUUAUCACCUCCGGCGGAUCGGCCGUAGACCUUCGCUGCCUGACGUCACCAACUGCAUUGACUUCGACAAGCGGGUGACCCUGAUUGGCCGGAACAGCAAGGUUGUUGAUUACGUUCUGAGCUCCACCCAUGAGUCGCAGAAGAGGUGUAUCUCUCGGACCCACGCUCGUGUUAUCCGCUCCCUCUUGGGUAACCAGCACCGGCUGGUGGACUCCAGCUUUACCGGCGUCUACGUCAAUGACCGGCGACUGGACGGUGAUGUGGUCCUGAGCGAAGGAGACACUGUGACAUUUGGCCAUCCCCAGAGUUGUCGAGUGGACCAAGGAGAGAGGGUGCGGCAGCCUAACUCCGAGUUUUACUUCAUGUUCGAGUUAUGUGACUGCGAGCAGGAGCGAGGCACAGUACCCAGCUGCGAGUCCACGCCUUGCAUCACGCCAACGGUCCUGGAGUUGCAGCAACACCAGCCGUCCUUGGAUGGGUGGGAGGUGCCGGCAGCUCCCUUUGGUCAGGGCAGUUCUGCAGGACGAGAAGCCAGGAGGGACUGUCACUCCACACCAGUGGCCUUGUCCUCCCAGGAGAGGAGCAGAAACGGAGCCAAAGUCAGCAUGGUGGCGGCUGCUUUCUUGCCCGUGGACGGAGUCUCUCUGCGGGGUGAGGUCCAUACCAGUGCCUCACCCUCUCCGAGCAGCGUGUCGGCCGGGAGCAGCACAGGGGCUGCAUGGGAUGAAAUCCGAGAGCCUGCGCUGGAAAUGGAUUGGGUGCGUCCCGCGGACACUGGAGCAGAGCGUGUGACUGAAGCAACCGUGGAUCGCAUUGCCACUGGGAACUUUAACGAGCAUCAGCGGAAGGGCGUGCAGAUUCAAUUCACAGAGCAAGACAGCACCCUCAGACAAGAGGCACCAGCCACUCAGAGUGCAGAGAGCUCCAUGCCACCCGUCCGUGACGCUUGUGGGGACUCAGCCUUGUCCGACUGGCAAGGUCUCCUGCAUCAAGAAGACUGCUGCCCUCACCUGAGCAGGGAGGGCGAUCUAGUGACAGGUGUCAUCUCAGGUGCUCCCCGUCGAGAUUGGGAGGAGACGGCUGUGACUGACUCUUUAGCCCCCACCGUGAAAAGCGAGGGGCGGCACAAUGCUGUGAGCAAUCCCUCGGAGGGCACCCUCGUUGAGGGCAACUCUGCACCCAAGCAUUCAUUUAGUGCCCAAAGCCUAGAAGUUUUCGAAGACCCUGACAACAGACUGAGGGGUGCGUGCCAGAGCAGAGGCGUGCCCGGUGGAAACUUCCUGCCGGAAGGUGGAAUUGCAGAGGGCACAGCAAGACGUCGAGAGAAUGAGUGUUUGAGUGGUUACCCUCAGAAAGCACUUGUGGAUCCAGCUCAUGAAGAUGAUGCGCUCUCUCAGCCCAUGGAUGUCCGGUCGACUCCUCUGGAGCAACUGACCGAAGCUGGGACAACUGCAGGCGUGAUCGCUGGUGGCAAUGGUUCGGCCUGUGAGAGAGAGAAGCAACUGCCAUCAGACAAUUCCCACCAAAGCGCCAUUGUUCUUAACUGUCCUGAAGCCACCCUGGGGGCAGAAACUUCUGAUUCUCUGCCUGGAGAUGUUUCAAGCAUACCUGCAGAACAGAUGGAAAAGGAUGUGAGUUUGAUUAACUCCGAGAUGCUGAGAGGACCUGGGAUCCUGAUGGAGUCACAAGGUCCACACAAGUUGGAGGCUGUAUCUGUGGGGCAGUCCGGGUGGGUAAAGCAAAGAAGAGAGGGAUUAUCCUUUAUGAAGGAAAUGGGAACAGCUACUGACACAGCUCGGACCAAAUGUACAACACUGGACAGUUUUGUGCCAAAACCUUCCGCAACUUCCUUUGCCUCAGAGACCAAACUCGAGUCAAAGUUGCCCGUUGAAUUGGCCGAGAACAAUGACAGUGUUCCGGUUGCCACCCUCUCAACUUUCAGCCCUUCUGACCCGGGUGAGAACAAAAGGCUGGUGAUUCCCUCCUGGAAAUUGCACUCUUCACCUGUGGGACCUCAGGGAGGAGUACAGGAUCAAGUCAGUACAGCCAUAGAUCCCACAGAAGGAGAGCACGGAUGCAGGGCACAUGGAGAGGAAGCCAGAGCCCUUGGGGAAAGUGAAACCCACAGGAAGCCACCAAGGCCUUCAACUGAUGUCGAUGUGGAGGACAUGCAAGCUCAAGGCGAAUUAAACCUGCUUGACCAAAGGGCCCAGGAGUUGGACACAGAGGAGUCGAAGGAGAUGGAGGCGGACUCAUCAUGCGGCGUGGAGGCGGGUACAUUGCGGGAGGCAGCAGAGUCACAGGAACUGGAGGUGGGUGCAUCGUGGGGAAUGGAAACAGAAACGUCACAGGAAAUGGAGACCAGAGUGUCACUGGGGAUUGAAAUGGGUGUGUCGCGGGAACUGGAGAUUGUGGAAUCACAGGAAAUGGAGGUGGAAAUAUCUCAUCAGGCAGUGAUCAGUGCACCACGGGAAAUAGAUACAGACGCAUCGCGGGAGCUGGAGACGGAAAGGUCUCAGCAGAUGGAGACUGGUGCAUCACUGGAGAUGGAGAUGGGUGAAGUCCUCAAAUCUGACGGUAACUUGGAAGGGACGAUUCACCUGAAUGCUCCUCCGGAAUUGGAGGUGGCGACUCACGGGCGAGUUGAAGGUGGGGGAAGUGUAGCUGAUGUUGAUGUAAAGCACUGUGGCCCUAAUGGGGAAGAAGAUGAUUCUGAUGCCAAGGAGGCAUCUGAGCUGAUCUGCCUCUCUCUGAAAGUUGAUGCUGAGGAGACUGGAGAGACCAUGGACAAAAGUAUGGAAGUAGACUUGGUGUCCGAAUGUGCAGACAGGGAUGUGGAUGUGGCUAACGUCACUCCAGCAGCAGUGGCGAGGAAGGUGCCUUUGCCACGUGGGGGAGCCGUCGCCUCGGCAACCAGGUUGGACUGUGAAGUUAUCAGUAAACCCAUCUCACCCGAGCCUUCUGCAUCUGCUGGCGAGCUUGUGGCGAUACAAGAGAAAAUGUUUCUCCCUGAGAGAGUGGAGACCCACUCCAAGACGGAGCUGAUAAACCCUUGCGUGCAGCCCAUCCACAGAGCUCCAGAAGGUGAAGACCACCUGCGGUUCCCGGUAAAAACACAGGAACUCGGGAACCUGUCCUGCAGGUCGGAGGCUUUAGGUACACCCAGUGCAGAGGUGGGCAGGAGUGCAGAGACCAGUCCGUUCUCAGUUCCUGAAGCAGGGAAAGGUGUGAGGAAGCCCGAUGGCGUACUGGCACACCACCAGACCUCCACACCACCUGAUCCCAUCCUCUCUGAGGAGGGAUCUGAGUCCCAAACAUUACUGAGUCUCAUCAUCCCUGAGAAGGGAUCUGAGACCCCCACACCACCAGAUCCCACCCUCUCUGAAGGAUCUGAGACCCCCACACCACUAGAUCCCACCCUCUCUGAAGAGGGAUCUGAGACCCCCGCAUCACCGGAUCCCACUCUCUCUGAGGAGGGAUCUGAGACCCCCGCAUCACCGGAUCCCACUCUCUCUGAGGAGGGAUCUGAGACCCCCACACCACCAGAUCCCGCCCUCUCUGAAGAGGGAUCUGAGACCCCCACACCACCAGAUCCCACCCUCUCUGAAGAGGAAUCUGAGACCCCCACACCACCAGAUCCCACCCUCUCUGAGGAGGGAUUUGAGACCCAAACAUUAUUGGAUCCCACUUUCUCUGAGAGGGGAUCUGAGAUCCCCACAUCACCUGAUCCCACCCUCUCUGAGGAGGGGUUUGAGACCCCACCGUCACUGAGUCCUACCGCCUCUGAGAAAGAAUCUGAGAUCCCCACACCACCAGAUCCCAUCCUCUCUGAGGAGGGAUCUGAGACCCCCACACCACCAGAUCCCACCCUCUCUGAAGAGGGAUUUGAGACCCAAACAUUACUGGAUCCCACCCUCUCUGAGGAGGGAUCUGAGACCCCAACAUCACUGAGUCCCACCACCUCUGAGAAAGAAUCUGAGACCCCCAAAUCGCUGAGUCCCACUGUCCCUGAGGGGGAACCUGAGACCCCCAUGUCACUGGGUUCUACCACCUCUGAGGGGGGACCUGAGACCCCCACAUCACCAGAUCCUACUGCCCCUGAGAAGGAAGCUGACCUCCCAAAAUUGCAGGAUUCCUCUGUGUCAGAACAGGGAUCUAAUCCUCCCCUGUCACAGAAUCUCAUCGACUGUGAGAGAGGAACUGGACCGUUUGCCCCAGGGCGUCCCACCAUCUCCAGUACCGCCACAGUGCAGGGGUCCACUGUUGCCGAAGGGGGAGCUAGCAUUCCCACCCUAGGGGAACCCGUUGUCCCUGAGGGGGUAAACAAUAUCACAAGAUCCGCGCUGGAGAUCAACAGCUUCACAUCACAGGGUCUCACAAUUACUGAGGGAGAAUCAGACAUCACUGCCCCACAGGGUCCUAGUGUCACUGUGAGAGAAUCAGACAUCUCUGCCCCACAGGGUCCUAGUGUCACUGAGAGAGAAUCAGACAUCUCUGCCCCACAGGGUCCUAGUGUCACUGAGAGAGAAUCAGACAUCUCUGUCCCAUAUGGUCUUAGUGUCACUGAGAGAGAACUGGACAUCACUGCCCCUCAGGGUCCUAGUGUCACGAGAGAACCGGACGUUACUGCAUCUCAGGGUCCUAGUGUCACUAAGGUGGGAUCAGACAUCACUGCCCCACAGGGUCCUAGUGUCACUGAGGUGGGAUCAGACAUCUCUGCCCCACUGGGUCUUAGUGCCACUGAGAGAGAAUCAGACAUCUCUGCCCCACAAGGUCCUGGUGUCACUGAGAGAGGGUCAGGGAUCUUUGCCCCAUAUGGUCCUAGUGUCAUGAGAGAACUGGACAUCACUGCCCCUCAGGGUCCUAGUGUCACUGAGAGAGAACUGGACAUCUCUGCCCGACAGGGUCCUAGUGUCACAGAGGGGGAAAUCAGAGUCUCCACAUCACCUGCUGCCAAUAUGGAGGAACAUUUUGGGAGGAAGGCCAUAGUACUUUCUGGUUACAAGGGUGGAAGUGAUCCUCAGUUGAACCAGACCUUGCCGGGUAGUGAAACCCUUCCUUGUGACGGCUUUCCAGUGGCCGAGAAGACGACAGUAGAGCAGAAGGUGGUGGCAGAUGAUCCCCACUGGCCCAGUGGCAUUAUUCCAGAUGAGUGGCUCCUGUCUUGGGACGCACAGUUGCACUUGAGCACCCCGCCUGCAGGGGGGCUGGCGUUGAGUGAGCCUGAGAAGCAUGAAUCAGCUUCGAGCAAGGUGGGCGCUUCCUUGGCGGCAGGGUUGACCGACCAGCCAGGGCAGUGUGUGGCCGGCGCUGGAGAGGGAAAGCAAGUCGGAACGAAUGAGUGCCAGGGAUCUGGGGCUUCCCCGUUCCCAUCGGGUGUCGUGGGAGCGGUGGGAGGCAGUCCAGCGGAUCCUGGUGAUCUCCAGAGGACUGAAUCUCAAGAGGAUGCAAAGGAGGAAGGAGGGAGGCCCGGGGAGCUGGAGCCAGGACUUAGUGACACAGUGAUCGGGCACCUGGAAUGUCACAUCGUGGACCAAUUGGAAGCACCUUCCACAACUGAAGUUGGAGGAGAGGAUGCAUUCUCUGGGAUUGAACAGAUGGAAGACGAGCAAAGCGGAAAGGACCACGUGUUUGGCGGCUCAGAGCAUGGGUCAGUGCAGAGCAGUGUGCUGUCGUCCAGUGACCUGGCUGCCCCUGGGUGUGUGCUGAAAACAGAACUAGGCCAGGUGUGUCCCAGCGAUCCACACACCCGGGAGGAUAGGAGGUUCCAGCCUUCAGUUACUCAUUUUGCCAGCGCUCAAAGUUCUGUGUGGGAUACCAAAGAGGAGAGAAACAUCUGCAAGGCAUCGACUGCUACAGGAGUGAAGCUCAUUCCUGGGGGCUCGGACAAUCGGGGACUUGUGGACGAGAGGUACGGGGAAGCAAAUGGACCUCGAGCUUCAGGACCAUCACCUUCGCAGGUACAACAGGCUUGGUCAUCUGGAAGACAGAAGGAGCCGCCUCACACACCACCUGACCCUGACGGUCAGCUCCAGGCCUAUACCGAGGCAAUGUCAGCUUCAAUGUCGGGAAAACCCCAGGCAGAGGUAAAAAAGGGAGUGGACGCUGCAGAGGGGACUCUGGGUGAGAAAGGACUGUGUGUGCUGGAGGAUGGCAUUGGAGCUGUUAAGACACCUUCACAUUACUCAGACCUUGCCCAUGACACGAGAGAUAGGACCCAAAGCUUGCAACUGCAGCUUACACCAGAAAAGCCAGAAGAAGACACUUCGAAAAAGUGCAGAACUCCAGAUAGAGAAGGUGGGCGCAUGGACACUUGUGAGGCUAGGCAGGUGGGCGAGAGAACCGACUUGGCUGGAGAAGGAAAAGAAUCUUUGUUCCCUGAGGCGUCAUGUCAGGCCAAAUCCAUGGCUGCAUCUCUGGAUGGUGUAGAAUCAGAAACAAUAAAUGUGGCUCACCAAGACUGGGGCAAGAAUUGGGUUGAAAUUGCAAGCAGAAUUGGUGUGGAGUUGGACCCUGGAGAUGACUCCAGUCAUGUCAAACUGAACCCAGAGUGUCCAAACCCACAGCACUCUGAGAUUAAGUUGGAGGAGGAGGACUUGGCAGGCAACUGGAGGUCAAAUGGCUCAAGACAUCUUGGUUCUGUAGCACUAAAGAGACCUUGUGAAAGUGAGCUAGCAGAUUCCAGUUCCAGUUUUGCCCCCAGUAAAAGGAAGUGCACUGAUCAGCUGAAAGGGCCAGGGGAGCUCCACUCUGAGAGGAGAAUAAAUCUGAGUCUGCUGUCCUUCUCCAACCAGCUGAAGCAGAACCGAGCCAACUACAUCGGCAGGAUGGUCCGCCAGUUCUUCGCUGAGUACAGACCACCUUGGGAGCACAGGGUUCCCAAGCUCGCUGUGGUGAACCGGCAAGGUGAGGUGGCGAGAAUUGUUAAAGACUUCUUCAAAUCUCUCAGCGUCCAGUGCAAAGCCGAGGCGGUCGACGGGCCUCAGCACAGCAUGACAUCCUCCGGCAGCAGUCAGCGACACAGCCACUCAGGCUCAAAGUCAGGGGAAGACCAGAUGGAAGUGUCUGAGAACCAGGAAAGGCAGCUUGAGAGGCUCUGUGAGAUUGGUCCUCCUGGGCCUGCCCUUAUGCAUGUGACUAAUGAUACUAAGGCAACGGUCUCCCAUCACGCGUCUGGUGGGAUAAGUUGGCAUGAUCCUGAUGCUGGAGACAUGGAAAUAUGCCUUCUGCCAGAAGACAGUGACGUGACUCGGGAAUCGGAAGCUGCCCAGGAAAAUAGCUGGGGUGCAACCCCGGACCUUCUCAACCACUCUCCCCGCCUCGGUCAGAACGCAUGUGGCAUCACCCAGCUAGAGGAGAACUCUCCAGUUGAGGACUUAGAGACUCCCUUUUGCUCUACUCAAGGCAGAAAGAUUUACACAGAGGCUCCCAGCCCACCCCAGGUAGGACCCAUCGCCCUCCCUUGGUUUCCUUCCAUCACUGAAUCCCCCAAGGUGCCAGGGCAUGACGGAUGUAAUCAACGCCAGAGCCUGACGCUGAAAGGGACUUCCUCUAAUGUCAGUGGAACUGAGGAGAUGGUUUGUGAUGGAAGGGACUCUUUGUUAUUGAAAGCACCUCAUACACCUCUGAAGCCAAGUAGCUGCAUCCUUGUAGACAAUGUUGAGGAAUCCUGGACAGAUCGGAGUCCUUUCCGCCCAGCUGAGCGGACCGCUGACUUGACUAGGGAUGAUAGAUCCAGUUCAGGUAUGUCGGCUUGCUUACCUGCCCUGGGUCGGGACAGUCGUCCUCCCAACCUGACAGACCCCGGUCAGGUGAUGGAACGUGGCAACCCUUUUCAGAGCCGUGAAGGCAUGAACAGUCUUGGUGUAGUACAGCCGUCAUCUCCUGGCUGCUGUAGGCUGGCUCAGUGCGACAGUGUGGAUGGUCAUUAUGCAGCCCAGUUAGGUUGUAGCAACAAUGAGACCGAAUCUGACAGUACAGGAGAACCUCCUGCCCCUGACGACACUCAUCUGGGUUGUAGCGAUGACGAGAUUGAAUCUGUCAACCUGGCAGAAUUGUCAGCCCUCAGUGAUAAUUUUCACGAUCGUACCAACAAUAAAUUGGAAAGUGUCGAUGUUGUGGAACCAGCUCUUCACCACAGGAGCCUUCAGGAAAGUGACAGUGACAUCAGUCACAGUGUAGCACAACCUGGCAGCAAUGCCUUGGGUUUUAGUGACAAAGAGACUGAGUCUGUUAAUGCGAAAGGACAACCGGCUGAUAGUGACACUGCUCUUGGUCUUAAUGAAGAUGAAUCUGAGCUUGGUAAUAGUGUAGAACCAUCAGCUCUGGACAGCAGUGAUCUGGGUUGUAGUGACAGUGUGCAUCAACCUGAUCGUGUAACAGAGUUAUCAGGUCUCAGUAACAAUGUCCUGGCUCUAAGUAACGAUAAAAUUGUAGGACCAUCAGCUCAUGACGACAGUGAUGAUGAAGUUGAACCUGUUAAUAUUGCAGAAACACCAGCUCUCGACAGUAAUGACCUGAGUUGUUGUGACAGUGUGGUUGAACUUGUUGGUAUAACAGGAUCGCCAGGUCUUGAUAACAACAUCCUGGGUGGCAGUAAUGAUGAAACUCAAUCUGUUAUUACUGUAGAGCUCCCAGCUCUGGAUAGCAGCAACCCAGGUCGUAGUGACAAUCUGGUUGGAUCUGUUGAUGUGACAGAACCACCAGCUCUUGACAAUGAUCUGGAUCAUAGCGACGAUGAAACUGAACUUGUUAUUUCUGAUGAGCCACAGGCUCUGGACGACAACGAUCUGGGUCACGGUGACGAUGAAACUGAACUUGUUAUUUCUGCAGAGCCACAAGCUCUGGACAAUGAUCUGGAUCACAGUGACGAUGAAACUGAACUUGUUAUUUCUGAUGAGCCACAGGCUCUGGACGACAACAAUCUGGGUCACAGUGACGAUGAAACUGAACUUGUUAUUUCUGCAGAGCCACAAGCUCUGAACGGCAGUGAUCUGGGCCGUAGUGACAAUGUGAUUAAACCUGUUAAUGUAGCGGAAUCAUCAGGUCUCAAUGACGACGCCCUGGGUCUUAGUAAUGAUGAAGCUGAACUUGGUAAUAUUGCAGAGCCACCAGCUCUUGACGAUAGCGAUCUGGGUCAAGGUGAGAAUGAAGCUGAACCUGUUGUUACUACAAAACCACCUGCUUGUGAUAGCAAUGCCCUGGGUCAUCGUGAUGAUCAGAUUGAGCCUGUUAACGUUGAACGGUUAUUCCCCCACUGCAAUAAUCUAAGUCACAGCAACAUGAAGAUGGAAAGUGAUGAUGUCACAGAAAGGUCAUCUCUCGACGUGGGUGAUAACGCCUGCUCUGUCGAUGUGUCAGCACUUGGCCAGGGUUCUCCAGGCAGCCUCGCAGGUGUGGGGUCAGCAGCUGCUCUCGAACGUUCAACGGAACAGCAGGGACUCUCUGACGGUCUUUCAGAUGCUGGAGGUUGCAUUGUGCGGAGUGUGGCCCCUGGUGACCAUGCAGUACCGGGACAGAGUCACAGAAAAGGCUGGGAGCUGCCAGACUCUCACAGCCCUGACCAGGGAGGAACAAUGGGCUGCAGGUCAUCAAGGGAACAUGAGUCUGGUGUAGAACAGUCCCCCAGCUGGCUUACCAGCCAGCCAGCCAGGCUACAGCUCAAAAACCCUUUGGGGACGACAGCUUGGAGCACCAUCAUGGAGGAUCCAGCCUUGGCCCAGCUGAGGUGGGGAGGUGGUCUUCGUGUGGGAAGGACCAGCUCAGAGAAGGCAGCACACCUGGAGACACCUGGAGAACCUGUAGCCUGCCGAGAGCCUCUUGCAGCAGACGUGAAGAUAGAGAGAGACGAUGUUCCCGCUGAAGGGGUGGACGCUAGCCCUCUUGACCACGUCCCACCCAUCAGUGCGCCAGUGACCAGGAACUAUCAGUACCUCUCCCCCUCGUUGACAGAAAUCCGGGCUCCUCCAGGUACCCAGGGCAGGGACCGGCCAGUUCACCCGGCCAUGGACACUACUAGGCACGAUGCUGGGGGUGCCAAGCAGGUUGUCCCCUGCGGCUGGCAUCCUCCGUCCAGUGGUCCAGACGCUCCGGUCUGUCACCCGGCACUAGCAGCUGACCACAGCAUCUUGUCAUUGACCAGCAGGGGGGCUGGUGACCCAGGUGCCAGGGCGGGUAUUGCCAGCACCUCACCGAGCAGUGGAAUUCAGUCGAAGAUGAAGCCCGUCAAAAAGGAAAGUGGGAGCGGCAGGGAGGCUGGUGACCAUGCCUGUGGGCAGUGGUCAGUGUCUGGCUGCUUUACCGAGCCUCCUGCAGGCUUUGCCUCCCACUCGGGGACUCGCCCUGCUACCAACCACUGCCCCACACUGCCCGUCCCCCAGAGGGGCCUGGGGUGGUGUCCCGCCGCUGGCCAUCCUGACCUGUGGCAUUCCACCUCCCCUCUCACCAAGGUCCUUCGCCCCCAGAGCCCCCCCACCAGAACCAGGUGCAAGUCUGAGGCCGGCCUCCUCUCCCCUUCCCAGUCCCAGUAUCCCCUGCCUCCCACAGAUUGCCAUGAGGGGAGGAGCCCGCGUCGGCGUCUUUCCUGUGGAUUUGACGGUGACAGGUUGUUCCCGCUGGCUGAGACGGUGUGUUCUCGUGAUUUGGAGGAGCGGCAGAGUUCUCAGCGGAACAUCUAUAACCUCUCACCCGGCCCCAUGAGAUCCGAUGUGGCGGGGCCACCUCCCAGCCAAACAGAAUUCCACCUGUCCCAGAGCGAGCGCAAUCCCUGCUCUGGCCGGAAUCCUGCUGGGCACGACAUGGCGGCCGGAGCCAGCUGUUCAGAAGGGAUUGAUGAAGGUCCCCAGAGAUCGGAGUUCGUGGCACACUGGGGCAGAAAGGACAAGGAAGCCUCUCAGCCUUCAGAGUGCGACACGGGUUUUGUCCCACCAUCACUGGUGCAUUGCUGGGCUAAAUCCGACGAGGACAUCAGCUUCCAGCUGAAGGAGUGCAGCCUGCUGCUACGGGACAUCUCUGAGGCGCUGGAGGCUGAGGGGGUCGCUGAGCAGCACGUGUCUGAGUGGAGGGAACAGAUAAAGGAGCUGCAGGAACAGACAGUGCCUCCUCUGACCUAUGUGGCUGUGGUGGGAGACACAGGAUCGGGGAAGAGCAGCCUGCUGAACGCCCUGUUAGACGAGGAAGGUGUCCUGCCCACGUCGGCCAUGAGAGCCUGCACAGCCGUAGUUGUCGAGGUCUCCCACAACGCCAGCUCGCGCUGCUACAGGGCUGUCAUAGAAUUCUUCUCUGAGGAGGAAUGGAAUAAAGAGCUGCUCGCGCUGCUCAGUGACAUGACUGACAAGAAGGGGCGACUGAAGAAACGGCGACCGGACCCUGGUUCCGAGGCCAGUGUGGCGUACAGCCGUGUCAAGGCGGUCUACGGACGAGUUCUCCCGUACCCAGAGCUAGCGCAGAUCCGGGAAGUCACCCAGUACCUGGGGACAACAAAAACCAUCAGCGAAGUGCAGGUCAAUGAUUUCUGCUCCAAAGUGCAACCCUACAUUGACUCCCGCAACGAUUCCUCAAACAGCAGGGGUGGAGAGUUCUGGCCCAUUGUCAAGAGGGUGCGUGUCCAAGUGCCUAACUCGCCAGUGCUGCAGACUGGCGCGGUCUUGGUUGACCUGCCCGGCGUCAGGGAUUCCAACGCCGCCAGGAACUCCGUGGCCAAGGAGUACCUGAAGACGUGCAACGCGGUGUGGAUCGUUGCCAACGUGACCCGAGCGGUGGACGACAAGACGGCCAAGGAGACACUGGAUGAGAGUCUCCGCAGGCAGCUGCUAAUGGACGGUCAGUUUGGCUGCAUCGCCUUCAUCUGCACCAAGACCGACUCCCACAAUGUCACUGAGAUCAUGAGAGCUCUGUCUAUGACUGACGCCUGCAGCUCCCUGGAAGCUGAGAUUGCCGAGUUGAGGGAUCGAAUUGACCAGCAGCAAGCGAACCAAAAGGCCUGGAGAUUGGAGCUGGAAUGCGCACAAUCCAGCAGCGAGAAUGGAAAACGGGCCAAACAGCUGGAACUGGCUAUCAAACAGCUGGAAGUGGACUUGACUCAUCUCCGCCAUGAGGAGGGCGUGAAGCAGAGGGAACUCUCCUUGAAUGCCAUCAGGGCCCGAAACUACUUCUGCAAGCAAAAGAUUUGCCUCAAUUUCAAGCGAGGACUGCAGGAUCUGAAGUGCCAAGUCAUAAAUGAAGAUACAGAUUCUGAUGAGGAUCAGGAGGAAAGCGAUGAGACAGAGGAAGAGGAGGAGGAGGAUGUAUGUGAGGUGUAUCGCUCGAUGGCAGACGGACCGGGCCCAGACCCUCCCAUGGACACACAACUGCCCGUGUUCACGGUCAGCUCCACCGAGUACCUGAAGCUGAGGGACAAGCUUCAGCGUGAUGGUCCCCCAAGGGUCUUUCACAACAUCGAGGACACAGAGAUUCCCGCUGUGCAGAGAUUCGUCCAUCGGAUCACGCUGGCCAGACGAGCGCUGGGCGCUGAGGUGGUCAUCCGCAAGUUGGCCACCUUUGUCAGUCACGUCGUCAACUACCUGACGAAUCGCAGAGCCCAGAGUGUCUCCCUCCAGGCAAAGGUGCGCGAGGCAGUACGACACUGUCUGUUCCGCGUCCGAGAGAUAUUCCAGCAGGCAGCCGAGGAUUGCAGCCGGAACAUCGAGGGCUCAUUUGCAGAAAUCAAGACACAGCUGAGCUUUGGGAAGAAGGUGGCGUUGAAGACCUGUUCGGACACCGUCCUGCGCUGGGGCUCACGGCCUCCCAGUGGUCUUCCCUACCCAACCUACAAGGCAACGUGCAGUCGUAACGGGACCUUCUCGUCCCCUGCUUGUGGAGCCGUCGACUUCAAUGAGGAGCUGAGCCGACCGCUGCUCACCCCUCUUCAGAUGGUCUGGAACGAGCAAUUCAGUAUCCUCAUCCCCCAGCACCUGGGGAGAUUUAAAGUUGACGUCCUGGAGAAAUUGGAAUAUUUCUUCUCUGAUUUGCUGCAGCGAGUGAGGCAGAUUGAAGGCGACAUUCGGCCGGUCAAUCAUAUUCGGUGGCAGCAGCUCUCAGCAGUCCGUGCCAAGCUGGAGAACUUUGCCAUCUUGCUCAUGAACGACAUCUCUGAUCGCCAGCGAAGCAUCUCCCGUAUCCUUACUCCGUCCGUGCAGACUGGGAUGAUGCGAGCCUACUCGGUGUGCGCAUCAGAGCGCGGUCCACGCUGCUUUGACCGGAUGAAAUCCCAGAUGGAGAAGUACGUCCACGAGGAGAAGGAUCAGCUCUUCUCCGGUGCCUGCCGCAAGCUCACAGACCAGCUGGAUCUCUUAAAGCAAGAAAUCCACUCUCGCCUGAAGCAGUUUCUGGAUGAAAUCUGCAAUGAAUUAUCGGUGCAGUUUGAACCGGUCCUGAAGCCAUUGCAGAUAAUCGAUGAAAUUAUCCCCAAGCUGAUCGGAAUCCGUAAGUGGAUGACGACUGUGUGUGCGCGAUCCCAGGUGGACUUCAAUCUGCCCAAGAUUGAAGAGAGCGACGAGGAAGCAGAGCCAACCACGAUCCUGAGGAAGCCAGUAGCAUCUGAGUCCUCGCCACUCCGGGAGCUGGAGAAAUUCCUGGGGAAAGUCAAGAUGAUGAAAAUAAAUCAAACGGAUGUAAAUCCGACAGAUCUUGUUGAGAUAUCGGCAGAUGAAGUGGUUCUCAAGUAUGAAGAGCACUCUGCCCCCCACGAGGAACGUGUUCCAUUCCAUCUCCUCUCUUCCUGCGAGUUCUGUGUCAGCAUGCCCUUCCUCAUCCUGACCCACAGAUGGAACGGCGAGGGCAUGGAGCGGACAGAUGUGGUAGUCUUGGAUGAAGAGCGGAGGUCCUCACGGUUUGCCCAGUGGAUGGAGGCUCUAAUGGUUCGGUGGCAGUCGCAGCUAGUGUUCCGGCGUCUCGAGCUGCAGCAGGGCAUCCAGAGACUGCAGUCUCUGCGUGUCAUAUACCAGGGCACUGAGAAGGUGCCGAAUGAAGAGGAAAUGUUGUUUAAUUGGCCGGGGUCGAAUGCGGAUGCCUCAACCUCAACCUCCUCCUCCUCCUCCUCCUCUAUCUAUGUCGACAGUUUCCGUCAGAGCAGGAAGAGGCCGUGGUGUGAGCUGGAUCGUCAGGAAUUUCCUCCUUGGGGGCAGACUGUGCAGCUCAUCAACACGGAAACCCAAACACGGCCCCCCGUAUUGAAGAAAGAGAAGAGGGACUGCGUGGACUCUGGCCUCACUCUGGGCUGGGAAUGCAGGUCGGAGCCUCCUGUGUUAGAGAAGCAAGACUGCAGGUACCCCACAAAGAAAGACUUCGACAAUGCCUAAGCAGUAUAUUCAGCCGCACGUCCACUCUCUGGAUCCAAGUGUGACCACGUUAACCCUGUGUGUACCGGAAGGCAGCCUCCUUCAUCCCAGGCCCGUGCUGGGCCGAUGUUUCUGCAAGGGCCCUGCACUGUUAUCGCUGUGGCAGGGCGAAGGGGAAAUAAUGCCGUGUUAUUCUCGAGGGCUUGGUUCUGGCUUCAGCUUGCCAUCAGCAGUACAUUACCAAACUCCUGAAUCUCAUCCAGUAAUGGUGAGGAUUUUUUUCUGCUUCUGCCCGUCUGCUGGAAGAGCUCUGCAGCAGGAUCCCAGGUCGAACGGGAAGACAGUAACGUCCUCUGGCAGUGAGGAGCACUUGUUCAGUUUUCGAAUUUUUACUUUUUCGUACUUUACAGUUUUCCUUUUUUUUUGGGCUCUGCUGUGAAAGAAAGGAGCAUGUGAUUGACAAAUAAAAACUCUCAGUUAAAUUGAUCAAAAUCCCUGGUUGUAAUGGCUAACACGAGGGGGUGCAGCUUUAUGGUGCUUGGAGGUAGGUACAAGGGGGAUGUCAGAGGUAAGUUUUUUUUACACAGAGUGGUGGGUGUGUGGAAUGCAGUGCCGGUGGAGAUGGAUACAUAGGGUACUGUACCUGGAGCUUAGAAAAAUAGAGGGCCAUGUGGUAGGGUAAUUCUAGGCAGUUUCUAGAGUAGGUUACAACAUUGUGGGCUGAAGGGCCUGUAAUGUGCUAUGGAUUUCAAUGUUCUAAUACUCAUUUAUGUAAACAAAGGGUUGGGGGCUGAAUAUUUUUACAAGGGACUGUACAUAUAUAACAUGUAACAAUUACAGCACGGAAACAGGCCAUCUCGGCCCUUCUAGUCCGUGCCGAACUCUUACUCUCACCUAGUCCCACCGACCUGCACUCAGCCCAUAACCCUCCAUUCCUUUCCUGUCCAUAUAGCUAUCCAAUUUAACUUUAAAUGACAAUAUCGAGCCUGCCUCUAUCACUUCUGCUGGAAGCUCGUUCCACACAGCUACCACUCUCUGAGUAAAGAAGUUACUCAUGUUACCCCUAAACUUUUGCCCCCUAACUCUCAACUCAUUUCCUCUUCUUUGAGUCUCCCCCACUCUCAAUGGAAAAAGCCUAUCCACGUCAACUCUAUCUAUCCCCCUCAUAAUUUUAAAUACCUCUAUCAAGUCCCCCCUCAACCUUCUUAA